Zeugodacus cucurbitae (melon fly) is the source of this 7900-nucleotide messenger RNA. RefSeq lists its product as uncharacterized. NCBI's taxonomy places the organism in Eukaryota, Metazoa, Arthropoda, Insecta, Diptera, Tephritidae. Bases 3386 to 4468 code for a protein of 360 amino acids. The record is from RefSeq and is a predicted model, not a curated record. The transcript is spliced from 2 exons.
GAUAUGUUUUUAGAAAGCACUUGCGACUACGAUAUUGAUUGGAAAAAAUGUAUCGCUAUUUGUAGCGAUGGCGCAAAAGCUACGACUGGCAAAAAUAGCGGACUCAUUACAAAAUUCAAAUCGAUAAUACCAAACAUAUCCUGGACACACUGUUUUCUUCAUCGACAGGCUCUAGCUGCUAAGGUAGUACCUUCUGAUUUAAAUGACGUGCUCAAGGAGGUAAUAAAAAUUGUGAAUUCUAUCAAAGGUAAAGCUUUGCAAACCCGGCUAUUCAGAAUCGUUUGUGAUGAUAUGGGCUCGCUUCAUCAAAAUCUCCUUUAUCACACAGAGGUCAGGUGGCUAUCCAAAGGAAAGGUAUUGACAAGAGUUCUGGAACUGAGAGCUGAAUUGUUGAUGUUCUUACAAGAUGCAAAAUCAGAAUAUGCUUACCGUUUUUCUGAUCCGUUUUUGGCUUUUAGCCACCUUAACAAAUUGAACAAGAACUUUCAAGGAAGAAAAUAUUUUUACAGCUAAAGAUAAAGUAAAAGCAUUUCACGCAAAACUUCGUUCGUGGUCGACCUCUCUGCAAAACAAAAUGUUUGAGUCUUUUCCGUGUGUUCAGAAGACUGUUGAAGAUAAUGCAUCAGACCAAAGUUUUGCAGUAUCGGCUCAUAUUCCUUGCAUGAUACAAAGCUUGCAUAAUUUACAAGAGAAACUUUUGACAUACUUUCCAGACUUGCACUCUGAAGCUGACAAUGGGCGUAGAUGGAGACUGAUCGCAUGCUUAAAAUGGAAUUUUAUUCGCAAAGUGUCGACGUAUUUUGGAUGAAAAGAAAACACGAAUAUCCAGAGCUGGAAAGGGAAGCUCUUAAAUUAUUAGUGCCAUUCGCCACUUCAUACUUGUGUGAACUGGCAUUUUCUUCAAUGGUAGACAUUAAAACUAAAAAGAAAAAUAGACUGCAAUUAGAAAAUGAUUUAAUUACACUGUCCAACAAAUGAAGACUUUUUGAAUGGAACAGAAUAGCGACCCCAUAAUUCUGAAAGGGUAUGUUGAGUAGAUCAUUUUUGUAGAUCAAACUUAUGGUCCAGCACGUCUGAGUUUUUUUUUACAGUGGGUCAAAGUUUUCAUUUUUUGGCCGAAGGGAGCAUUAUACUAUAUGAAAAAAAUGUCGUAAGUUAAUGUCUGAGAGAAUUCUUAUGGUCAGAGUUGUGUUGUGGAAUUGUAUGAGGAUUAUUUUUGUGGAAGACCUUAACCCUCUAACUGGUUUCUUUAUGGGUCAAUUUGACCCUUUUUUCGAGAAAAUCAAAAAAUAUCCUUUAAAAAAGAACAUUUAAGGAUUAAAAUAUUCUACGAAAAUGUUUGGCGGAAAAUUUCAGUGGGGGUCACCAAAGACACCAUUGUUGUAAAUAAAGCUCUUUACGAUUAAUUGGCAAAAUUACACGCCAACAUAUACAAAGUAGGUGAAAACGUCGUCAAGUUCGGCCGGGCCAAACACUGAGUUCUCGCGUCUAGUCAGCUGUGACUUACAAAUCGGGUGUGAUUUUUACUAAAAUUAAUAUAAAACAAGUAAGAAAAGGCUAAGUUCGGGUGUAAAAGAACAUUUUAUACUCUCGCAAUUUAUUGAAGAAAUUUUAUUAAGAUAACGCACAAAUUUACCCAUAAAUUCGGCAUAAAGUUUAAUAGAAUAACGAAAAUCGUCAUAUAUAGAUAUGAGGGCUGAGGUAAUUCCUGAACCGAUUUCAUUCAAUUUCACCAGCAAGGUACACUAUAUCCAAUACUAUACGCUCACUUAAUUUUGCUAAGAUAUAUCACAUAUUAACCAAUACGUAAUAAAGCCCAACGAAUUUUUGAAAAACCUAUAAUUAUGUAUAUGAGAGCUAGGAGAUGUUGUGACCCGAUUUUAAUAAUUUUUGGAACAGAGACACACUAUUGGAAGAAAACAAUUUUCUCUGAAUUACAUUAAAUUAGUUGAGAGAUUUACCCAUAUUUUCGGUUAAAAUUUAACCUUAGGCGCUGAGUUUAAUAUGUUCGAUAUCUGGGGCCUUGAAAAGUUAUAGUCUGUUUUCGACAAUUUUUUCACAAGUGAUGCCACAGAUCAUAUACUGUAUUUGUGUAAAGUUUUAUUUCGCUAUCAUCAUUGGUUCCUAAUGUAUAUAUUACAAAGUGAAGGAUUCAGAUGGAAUUCAAAAUUGAGUUAUAAAGAAAGUAGUCGUGGUUGUGAACCGAUUUCAACCAUUUUCCACACAUGUCAUCAGGGUGUCAAUAAAAUAUUAUAUACCGAAUUUUAUUGAAAUCUGUCUAGUAGUUCCUUAGAUAUGGUUUUUGACCCAUAAGUGGGCGAUGCCACGCCCAUUUUCCAUUUUGUAAAAAGAUCUGAGUGCAGCUUCCUUCUGCUAUCAUUUCUGUGAAAUUUUGUGUUUAUGACGUUUCUCGUUAGUGAGUUAACGCACUUUUAGUCAUUUUCAACCUAACCUUUGUAUGGGAGGUGGGCGUGGUUAUUAUCCGAUUUCUUUCAUUUUUGGACUGUAUAAGGAAACGGCUAAAAGAAACUACUGCAGAAAGUUUGGUUUAUAUAGCUUUAUUGGAUUGCAAAAUAUAUACACAAAAAGCAUAUUUGGGGGCGGGGUCACGCCCACCUUUCCAAAAAAAUUAUAUUCAAAUGUGCCCCUCCGUAAUGCGAUCCUAUGUUCCAAAUUUUAUUUUCAUAACUUUAUUUAUGGCUUAGUUAUAGUUCUUUAUGAGUUUUUGGUUAUCGCCAUUUUGUGGGCGUGGCAGUGGUCCGAUUCUGUCCAUCUUCGAACUUAACCUUCUUAUGGUGCCAAGGAACACGUGUUCCAAGUUUCAUUAAGAUAUCCCAAUUUUUACUCAAGUUACAGCUUGCACGGGCGGACAGACGGACAGACAGACAUCCGGAUUUGAACUUUACUCGUCACCCUGAUCACUUUGGUAUAUAUAACCCUAUAUCUAACUCGUUUAGUUUUAGGACUUACAAACAACCGUUAUGUGGACUAAACUAUAAUACUCUCUUUAGCAACUUUUGUUGCGAGAGUAUAAAAAGAACAAUUAAAGCUUAAAUAAGCAUGGCGGAUUCUGUUUGCAAAUUAAGAGAUUGGUUUUGUUUUAUUUAUGGACAUUUUACGCACCUUCAAAGCAGAAGAAAGAUAUUCCCUACAAUUGAAGAACCAUAUUUUCUUUUCAUUGGAAUACGAUUUUUAUGUGAAGCUUGGAUACCAAAAACUGUAUGUACUACUUGCGAAAGUGGUCUUUUGACCUAGUACAAAGGCGGUACUAAGGCGCUGUCAUUCUGCGCCUAUUAUAUAGAUUGAACCUGAAAACCACAAAUCAGAUACAUGCUAUUUUUGCGUAAAUUACAAAUUUGGUAGAAGCCAAAGACACUACGCGAUAAUGACAUACGAAGCAACAAAUAAUGUCAUUUUACCAGAAGUGCGCUGUGAAGGUGUUCCGGUGCCUCAACCGCCUACACAUACAUUUUCGGCCAAAAUGACAUACGCCAAUACAGAAAUAACAGCGGCGGUUGAAAACUUAUCAGAUAUAAGUUACUUGCCUCCUGGUGGCUUAAAUAUAUGUCCUAAUUUGAUAGACCAAGCUUAUUUUGAAGAUCUUGUAAGAGAUUUAGGACUAACAAAAGAGAAAGCUGAAAUAUUAUGUUCCAGAUUGAAAAACAGGAAUUUGAUAAAAGCCGAUGUAAAAGUUACAUCGCCAAGAAAAAGACACGCCGAUUUGGAAAGUUAUUUUAAAAAAUCAGAAAAACUUGUGUACUGUUGCAGUAUUGAAGAGGUUCUAAAAUAUCUAAAGCUUCCACUGGACUCUUCCGCUUGGCGACUAUUUAUAGAUAGUUCAAAACACAGCUUAAAAGCAGUUUUACUGCACAAUGGAAAUCAGCAUCCAUCAAUACCGGUUGCGUAUGUCACAAAAAAUGAGGAAACAUACGCAAAUAUUUCAAAUCUCUUAAAUAAAAUUGAAUACUAUAAAUAUAAAUGGGAAGUAUGCGCAGACUUCAAAAUGAUUGCAAUAUUGACUGGAAUGCAAACAGGAUACACAAAAUAUAUGUGCUUUCUUUGUAAAUGGGAUUCACGUGCUACCAGCAGCCAUUAUCAUAUUAAAUAUUUCGAAGAACGUAAAGAAAAUAUUAUUGGUGACUUAAAUGUAAUCCAUGAAUCUCUUGUCCCAAAAGAUAAGGUCAUACUUCCACCGCUGCAUAUUAAGUUGGGCGUGGUGACAAAUUUUAUUAAAAGCUUAAAUACACAAGGAUAUGCUUUCAAACGCAUUCAAACAAUUUUCUCCAGAUUAUCUGCAGCAAAAUUAAAAGAAGGAAUGCUCGUUGAACCCGAUAUAAGAAAAUUAUUACAAGAUGAAGAAUUUUAUGGUCAUCUGUCGGAUAUGCAAAAGACAGCAUUUGACUUUAUGCAGCUGGUUCAUCAGAAUUCCUUGGAAACUCAAAGCACAAAACUAUGCAGAAAAUUUUGAAAGCAUGCUAAUCGGUUUUAACAAUAUUGGCGUUAAGAUGUCACUAAAGCUGCAUUUCUGCACUCUCAUCUCAAUUUUUUUAAAGAAAACCUUGGAGCGGUUUCAGAUGAACACGGUGAACGGUUUCAUCAGGAUAUAAAGGUAUUGGAAGAAAGAUUCAAAGGGAAAUCCCAAACUGUAAUGCUUGCUGAAUACGUAUGGUGCUUGUACAAAAACCUUGACACAUCGGAACAUUCACGUCAAGCUAAAUACAGGAAAGCAUAUUAAGUUUAAUCUUUAAUCCAUUGUCCUACUACUGCUGAAGCAAAAAAAUAAAUAUGUACAUACUAUAAUAAACCACUAUUAAAACAAAAUUAUAAUUUUUUUAUCAAUCGUAAAGAACUUUAUUUACAACAUUGGUGUCUUUGGUUUUCGUAGAAUAUUUUAAUCCUUAAAUUUCUUUUUUUAAAGGAUAUUUUUUGAUUUUCUCGAAAAAAAGGUCAAAUUGACCCAUAAAGAAACCAGUUAGAGGGUUAAGGUCUUCCACAAAAAUAAUCCUCAUACAAUUCCACAUUCCUCUGAUCAUAAGAAUUCUCUCAGACAUUAACUUACAACAUUUUUUGUGGUGAUUAUAGUUCAUAACCUUAAAUCAAAGACAUUAGAUAUUUAGACUAAUGAUUUAUUUGAUGUGCAAUGUGAUGUGCACGCGGUCGCUGCCAGAUAGAGAAGGGUAUUACAAAGCUUACGCGCUAUGUUUUAUAACAGCAGGCGGACUUGAGCCUAACUGUUGCUUAUGUAUUGGCAGUUCCCUUUUGUGUUAUAUUCGUUUCAGCAGUCCUGGAAUUAAGUAGGACUUGCUGACUUGCUGACAUGAUGUUGCCAUAUAAUAUAAUGUUAUAAAUAUAUUAUAAUAUAAUUAAAGAUUGUGGUAUGUCCCACAAAUACUCCCCUUGUUGGAGAAUGUUAUCAAAAUUGUUGAUACAGGAAAAAUUGCAUUUCUCCGCGAAUUCUGACGGGUCUUUUAGUAGACGGCGUAGAAAAUUCAAAUCUGAUACUAAUAAGUAAUAUUACAUUGGAAGUCGGGUUAUCCGAGCGUUGUGUUGUUGUCUUCAUCGUUGUCCUGCAUCCUAUCGUCGUUGAGAUGUGCGCUACCGAUUGCUGCUGUUGUUUUUGUUGUGUUUGUUGUCUGCGGUUGUGAUUUUGAGUGAUGUUCCACCAUUCCAUUCAAUUAUAGAUGAAAAUUGGAGGGAUGUCUGAUGCCGAAGAGACGAGCGAGAGCGUUAGCGAGCAUCUCAAACUAUGUUCUCUGAUCGGUUGUGAUCCAUAGCGGCCGGAUUGAACGCUUUGCUGCCGCUAUUGCAUAUAGAUGUGAUUGGAUGGUUGCAGUGUAGAUGCACUUCUUUGUUGUUGAUGUUGUGGCGUUGUAAUCGAUGUAUUUGUUGUUGUUGAGUUUUGUUGCUUUGAGUGAUGUUCCACCAUUCCAUUCGAUUAAAAAUGAAAUGUGGUGGGAUGUUUGCUGCUGCAGAGACGAGCGAGAGCGUUACCGAACAUCUCAAACUGUAUUCCCUGAUCGGUUGUACCUGCCGGAUUAGACAAUAUGAUAGGCUGUUGUUGUUGCAGCUGCACUUCUAUGUUGUUGUUGCUGUUGCCGGAAUAAAUCGAUGUUUGCUGCAUGUGGUUGUGGUAUUAGGCGACGGUGUAUCGUUCCACCAUUCCAUUCGAUUAUAAAUGGAGAAUAAUGCGCAUGUGUUUACUGCCGAGGGACGAGCGAGAGCGUUAACGAGCAUCUCAAACUAUGUUCCUUAAUGGACGGAUUGGGUGAUGUGAUGGGUUGUUGUUGUUGCUGCUGUAGGUCUCCUGUUUGAUGUGUCUGUAGUCUGGAACGUAGCUGUCUCGACUUCUGGGAUGGUGAAGAAAUUUUAACGAUUUGCUAUCACCAUCAAGAAACUAUUGUGGUCGUGCAUCCUGGAAAUGCGUAAGGCGAUCGACGAGCGUAGCGUAGAAGCCGUGGGCAAAGCGUAAGGCGAUCGAUGAACGCCCCUUUGAAGCGAGGGUGCUUCUGCUGAAUUGUGCCUUGGCGUAAAGAUGAGAAAGAUCGUAGUGGUAUUGCGUAAUUUCAUCGGAAAUGCCGGCGAGAUGAAAUUGUCCUUCGAGUAGGGCGAAUCACAGGCUAGUUGUUCAGAGUUGAAGAGUGGACACUGUAUUGAAACACGGAGCGGUGUUCUACUGUCGGCCGUGUUAUAUAGCGUAACAGGUUGACCUAGUUGGUUAAAAAUUUUGAGCGCUGCGCUCCCACGCCGGGAUGAUUAACAUGCGCGAAAAUUCCAAGUGGCUCCAAUCAAUUGUAGGUUGAACGAUGUUUGAUGGUGCUCCAAUAUGCUGUAGGGCGAGCGUUUUGAUGCUGCUCCAAUUCGUUGUAGGGCGAGCGUUUUGAUGCUGCUCCAAUCCGUUGUAGGGCGAGCGACCACGUGCACAGUUAUGAACAAAAAUCACUACACAAAGUGCACGAAUUAAAAAAAGCACUUUAGUUAAAAAUUUACGGACGAGUUUGCGAAUUUUAAAUUUGACUUAAAAACGCGGAAUAACUAUUAUACCGUAAAUCACGUCGAUCACGUCGAGGUCACCAAUUGUGGUGAUUAUAGUUCAUAACCUUAAAUCAAAGACAUUAGAUAUUUAGACUAAUGAUUUAUUUGAUGUGCAAUGUGAUGUGCACGCGGUCGCUGCCAGAUAGAGAAAGGGUAUUACAAAGCUUACGCGCUAUGUUUUAUAACAGCAGGCGGACUUGAGCCUAACUGUUGCUUAUGUAUUGGCAGUUCCCUUUUGUGUUAUAUUCGUUUCAGCAGUCCUGGAAUUAAGUAGGACUUGCUGACUUGCUGACAUGAUGUUGCCAUAUAAUAUAAUGUUAUAAAUAUAUUAUAAUAUAAUUAAAGAUUGUGGUAUGUCCCACAUUUUUUUCAUAUAGUAUAAUGCUCCCUUCGAACAAAAAAUGAAAACUUUGACCCAUUUAAAAAAAAAACUCAGACGUGCUGGACCAUAAGUUUGUUCUACAAAAAUGAUCUACUCAACAUACCCUUUCAGAAUUAUAGGGUCGCUAUUCCCCCUUAGGGGUCGCGACCCACAGAUUGAAAAACACUGUUAUAGAAGAUUGAUCCCUGUCUAUUUAGCUCUGCAGCGCUUGAUAGUGAGUCAUCCUGUCAGAUACCUCGUUUGCCGUAUUAGUUUUGCGGGGAUACCAAAUUCAGGCAUAACGGCAUAUUGGCAGCGCCUUUUCGUGCUGUCGAAAGUAAUUUGAUGGAAUCUACUGGUGGCUUAAAAUACUUUUGGUUUGUUAUUUACAAACUUUUCAUAGAUCGAAUGAGAGAAUGUUAUGUGUUAGCUUUAAUUAUAUUAAUUAGUUCUAAUACUCUCAAUGUUAGUCACAAUUCGUGAUAUACUAAAAUUUUCUAAUUCCUA